Rubroshorea leprosula is the source of this 507-nucleotide messenger RNA. The record is from the annotation of a GenBank genome assembly. Lineage: Eukaryota; Viridiplantae; Streptophyta; Magnoliopsida; Malvales; Dipterocarpaceae.
CCAUAGCCAGAAGCGGUAUUUCACAAACACUACCACAGUAGUAGUUUCUUGGCCGGAGAAUAAUUAAAAAUGUCAGGUUCCGAUUAUGCUCUAUUGGAAUCUAUCCGCCGGUAUCUCCUCGCAGAUGACUCUGGAACUUCCAUCAACUCUUCGGAGUCGGUUUCCUCCUGUGAACGGCCACCAUUUUACCAGAGUUCAGUAAGUUUCACUCAGCUCCUCCUGAGCAAUAACAUGCUCGCCGCUGCUCUACCUAUAGAGUGUAGCGGCAACGUUAAGACGGAGCCGAAGUAUGAGGCGAGUCGUGAUGAGGAGUCAGAGGUUACGGUGCGUGAUACAAACGCGCCGCAGAAGGAGGUGAGUUAUAGGGGAGUUAGGAGGCGGCCUUGGGGAAAAGCACACUAUGUUGAUAUGGUGUUUGGUAAGGGUGGAAAUUAAGCACCCAGAUUAUCUAUUUAUGUGUAUUUUUUUAAUAUUUGGACAAUAGAAAAAGAAAACCUUCUUUAAUUU